Messenger RNA from Hyposmocoma kahamanoa, 1678 nucleotides. Its product is annotated as sperm-associated antigen 6-like. The transcript is spliced from 14 exons. Gene Ontology annotation, cellular component: microtubule cytoskeleton. NCBI's taxonomy places the organism in Eukaryota, Metazoa, Arthropoda, Insecta, Lepidoptera, Cosmopterigidae. Bases 51 to 1652 code for a protein of 533 amino acids. The record is from RefSeq and is a predicted model, not a curated record. Gene Ontology annotation, biological process: cilium movement. Gene Ontology annotation, molecular function: microtubule binding.
CAAAAAUAAUUUAUUUGUGUUUUGUUCAGAAAUCACUUACUUGCUUCACCAUGAGUCAUUCUAUGAGCAGUCCUAGGAAUAUUCAACUAGUGUUUGAAACUUACCAAAAGGCUCGGUUGGUGUUCGUGCAGACAAUGGCUGAGUUAGCCACGAGGUCUACCAACGUCAAAUGCCUUGAGAGUGCUGGAGUCUUGGAUUUCCUUCGACCGCUCUUGUCGGACCCAUGUACAACAGUAAGACAAUGCGCGCUAGUUGCAGCAGCGAGACUGGGCGAACACGAUGAGGGCGUUGCUAGGCAUCUUCUUAAUGGCGGCAUGGUUACCAUUACGCUCGAAAACCUUCACAAAUACAAUGUGUACUACAAAAGAUCGGCAUUGUAUUUAUUGAGAGCGGUUGCCAAGCACAACGAAGAAUUGGCGUCUGCAUUAGUGCGCUUAGGUGCUUUGGAACACAUAGUGUCUUGCCUGGAAGACUUUGACACUCAGGUGAAGGAAAAUGCAGCAUGGGCUCUGGGUUACACUGGAAAGCAUAGUGAACAUCUAUCUGGACUGGUAAUAGACGCUGGAACAUUGCCACUGCUCAUCUUAGCCUUCCAAGAACCUGAGAUGAGUUUGAAACAGAUUGCCGCCGGGGCUUUAGUGGACUUAGCGCAACAUAAGCCAGAGGCUGUUGUAGAUGCCGGCGCGAUAUGUCAUUUGGUGCGAGGAUUGGAGAAUCAAGAUCCUAAAUUAAAGCGCAGUACCCUAUGUGCACUGGGCGCGGUGGCGUGCGCUCGCCCUGAGCUGGCUGAGGCGGUAGUGGCUGGCGGAGUGUUGCCCCAGGCAUUGCUGCAUGCUGGACAUGAUGCUGCGCCCGUAAGGAGGGCUGCUGCCUGCUUGAUUCGAGACAUUGUUAAGCAUUCUGUUGACCUAGCACAACUGGUGGUGAAUACUGGAGGCUGUGGACCCCUAGUAGAGCUUCUCGCGGAUACAGCGGGUGGUGCACGUGUACCCGCUUGCAUGGCUUUGGGUUACAUCGCAGGACAGUCCGACCAACUUGCCAUGGCAGUUAUUGAGGCUAAGGCUAUCACCCCAUUGGUAGAAAUUCUGCAAAACCCGGCUUCUGAAGACGCGGAGCUGUGCGCCGCCGCGUGGACCCUUGGCCAUAUCGCCAAGCACUCCCCGAGACACAGUCUGGCAGUAGCUGUUGCAAAUGCUCUACCAAAGCUUUUACAGCUUUACACAAUCCCUAAAUCGUCACCGGAAGUGCGAGCGCGUGCUUGCUGUGCGUUGAAGCAGGCACUGCAAUGCUGCCUGCAUAGACCAGCUUUGGAACCCUUGCUGCAUGCAGCACCAGCUUGCAUACUCAAAUAUGUACUUGCACAGUACGCCAAGAUUCUUCCUAACGAUGCCAGAGCCAGACGAUUGUUUGUAUCGACGGGUGCUUUGAAGAGAGUUCAAGAGAUAGACACGGUGCCCGGAACUUCACUGAAGGAGUAUAUCAACAUAAUUAAUAGUUGUUUCCCUGAAGAAAUUGUGAGGUAUUACUCACCGGGCUACUCCGAGUCUUUGUUAGAUAGAGUCGAGGCUUAUACUCCUCAGGUUCCAGAAUUAUUUACAGACAGAGUGCCCAGUGAUUGCCAAAGUGAAUUAACGGUAGAAAACGUCAAUUAAGGUGUGUUUUAUUAAAUUAAAGUGUG